AUGCCCUCGGCGGCAUCGGCAUCGGUGGCAUGCUGUCCGGACACUUCCAGGAGCGACCGGCGCGCCGCUGACCACGCGGGUGCUACAAACCGAGAAAGUGACGAUAAUAUCAGCACAUUUGCCCCAACAAUGAUUAGUAACAUCAGCGACACGACCGCAGCUGCGCGGCCCUUGACUUCGGACAUGAUUUCGUUCACUGCGACGGUGGUGCGAGCCCCGACUUCCGGCAACACUCGUCCGUCCACAAGCUCGGGCGACGUCUGGACGCCCAAGCCCAGUGACAUUCCCCCGCCUGGAAGACGCAGACGGAGGUUUACUCUUCAUCGCAAGGACACGCAGGAAGAAGAAGAGAAUUGCCAGCACCACAAGAAAGUGGCAUUGUUGCAUCAGUCCCGUCCCUUCAGCGAGAUAAAAAUCGAAUCGACUGUCGAAAGGAUGAGCAGCGAGUUGUCCAAGAAUGGGUACAUGUAUUCGCGCGGCAGCUUCGAGAGCGACCCAACGUUAAUGGACAGAAGAAAUCGCUAUAGCAGCGCCACAAAUCGAGGUAGCAGAGUGCGCGCUUGGAGUCGAGCGCUGAGUGUGUCGCAUGACUCGGAUAGAGACGCCUCGACAAUUGCCGCCAUGGUCACUGCCACACCUGAUACGGUGUGGAAUACCUUUUUGAAGACUGUAGGCAACUUUGCCGACGAACCAGCACUCAGUGGCCGCGAGUUUCAGACAAAUGUGAAUUUUUCAUGGGCGCAACAUGCUGUUCGAGUGCGAUGUGUGGCAAGAGCAUUUUCGCAACUGGGCUUUUGCACUGGAGAUGGAGUGAUUGUCACUGCGCAAAUGAGUCCUUUGUUGCAAGCAGUGAACCUUGCAACAGUGUCAUUGGGUGGUGUAGUGUCUCACGUUCGUAGUUCAUGGAGUGCACGAGAGCUUCGAGAUGAGAUUUUCCCAAUUGCAAAAGCAACAAUUGUGGUUGUAGACACACUGAAAGAUAAUUUCCGCGAGGCUUUAGAAGCUCUUGACGAUCAGCCCGACGACUUGCGACCUUCUGUUCGGGCUGUGGUGGUUCUCGGCGGGUUUGAUGCAACUGACCGUGCUGUUGCGAGUCUUCACGCUAGUAUUAAUGUCAUUGGCGCUGAAGAUCUCGUAGCAAUCAACUCUCUCGCCACCAAUGAGGCUGCUAUGACACCGUCGAUCGAGUCACUGGCAUGUAGUGUCAUGCCCGACCAAUGCUGCUUCCUAGGCUUCGAUUACGACGCAUUAGGACGCGUCCGAGCCGCAGAAUUAUCACACGACAACGUGCUGUUCACAGCUGCUGCCCUGGUGCGUAGCUUCGGCCUCAAUAUUCGCGAUCGCCUGGUCGGAUACCUCCCACUACACCAUGUGGCGUCGCAAAUUUUAGAGUUCUACGUUCCGCUCGUCGCCGGACUGUCGGUAGUUUGUGCCCCAACGUAUGAUCGCCCACUUGUACGUGUAGUUACCGACCACAAACCCACCGUGUUCUUCGCGACUCCCGCUACAUGGACACGCUUCAGUGAACAAGUGUAUCGAGCCAAAGGUGACGUGAAUGCAGCCAUCUACCGCUGGGCAAAGAUACGCGCUACCAACAACUCGCAGAAAUUACUCUUCGCAAGAGGCAAAGGAGCCAAGCACCGUAGUCUCGGCUACAUGCUCGCCAAGGCUCUUGUGCUGAACAAUAUCAAGAAGAAAGUGGGACUCGAAAGCUGCACCGCCUGUUACUCUCUUUUAGCGCCAUUGGACUUUGAGCUUGAACGCCUUUUUAAGACCGUUGAUACUCCGAUAUAUCAGCUUUUCGGAACUGCUGAAACUUGUGGCUUCGCGGCCAUAAAUUUCCCUCAUGCGUGGGAAUUUGGAAGCUCUGGCCGUGCGUUGCCAGGUACCACUAUCCGCUGUGAUGAGCGCUCGCAAGAGACGGUUUUACGCGGACGUAACGUCUUUAUGGGGUAUCGGUAUGCUCCUAAUAGUGACAACUACGAUGGAAGUGACCAGUUCACGUCCUCGAAUAAUUCGGACGGAUGGCUUCGACUUCGACAACGCGCGUUCCUAACCCCCACUGGUUUCCUUCGGCUUAGUGACCCGAGAGACUUCCUUGUGCUCUCGACGGGCGACUGGGUGCCUGUUCACCCAUUCGAAUUUGCCAUGAAGGAGCUGAUGCCAGAACUGGACCGUGCAGUGCUGGUAGGCGACGGCCGCACCUUUUUAAGUGCAUUGUUCUUCCUCAAGACCAGCACCGGGACGUCUCGAAUUGUUGCUGGCAACAAUAAACACGCAAGUGGUCGACAACUGGAUGAAGAUGCACUUCAAGUCGGCCACGCUAUUGGCAGUCCUGCUACUACAGUCGGAGAGGCUAUUCGCUGCCAGCAAUGGGCAGUCCAUUUUGACUGGGUGUUGGAGAAACUCCCUCAAGUCUGCUGUGUAUCAGGAUCUCGAGUGCGUAAAUGGAUCCUCAUGGCUGCAGAUUUCUCCGUUGAGUCGGGUGAACUCGAUCCAGACACGGGGGACGUUUGCCGUCGCGCUGUGGAUCGAAAAUACCAGGCACUACUUGACUCACUUUACAGCUAAACAAACUACUUCUAAAAGAACUUAUUACCAUAGCAAGAUAAUUGAACAAUAGAAAAAAGAAUGAUGAUCUUUUUGU
Messenger RNA from Phytophthora infestans T30-4, 2647 nucleotides. Its product is annotated as long-chain-fatty-acid-CoA ligase, putative. NCBI's taxonomy places the organism in Eukaryota, Oomycota, Peronosporomycetes, Peronosporales, Peronosporaceae. Gene Ontology annotation, molecular function: long-chain fatty acid-CoA ligase activity. The record is from RefSeq and is a predicted model, not a curated record. Bases 1 to 2571 code for a protein of 856 amino acids. Gene Ontology annotation, cellular component: endoplasmic reticulum; membrane. The transcript has a single exon.